AUGUCUGAUCAGACAGAGAGGGCCUUUCUGAAGCAGCCGACGGUCAACCUUAACAACAAGGCCCGUAUCCUCGCCGGAUCGAAGAAGACCCCACGUUACAUUCGUGAGGUUGGACUCGGAUUCAAGGCUCCACGUGAGGUUAGUGUGAAAGCUGGGUUCUCCUUCAACAAUUUAUUUUUUAAAGGCCAUCGAGGGAACCUACAUCGACAAGAAGUGCCCAUGGGCUGGAAAUGUCCCAAUCAGAGGAAUGAUCCUCACCGGAGUGGUGCUCAAGAACAAGAUGACGAGAACCAUCGUCGUCCGUCGUGACUACCUUCACUACAUCAAGAAGUACCGUCGUUACGAGAAGAGACAUAAGAACGUGCCGGCUCACUGCUCUCCAGCCUUCAGGUAAUUCUUGGAAAUCUUUUAUUUCCUUUUGACGAGAAACCAAGAUUUCCGUCGCGGAAAAUUUAUUUGCUUUUCUCUGGGAACAGCCUAUUUCCUUAUUUCUCAAUUAACGCCAGAGAUUUGUCCGAAUCAUUGAAAAACAAAUUAUUUUUCAGAGAUAUCCACCCAGGAGACCUCGUCACCAUUGGAGAGUGCCGCCCACUUUCGAAGACCGUCCGAUUCAACGUGUUGAAAGUCAACAAGGCUGGGUCGUCCAAGAAGGGCUUCAGCAAGUUCUAA
This is a messenger RNA of Caenorhabditis sp. 36 PRJEB53466, 669 nucleotides long. Lineage: Eukaryota; Metazoa; Nematoda; Chromadorea; Rhabditida; Rhabditidae. The record is from the annotation of a GenBank genome assembly.